Messenger RNA from Effrenium voratum, 808 nucleotides. Lineage: Eukaryota; Dinophyceae; Suessiales; Symbiodiniaceae. The record is from the annotation of a GenBank genome assembly.
AGCCGCUCAAGCAAGAAGACGUCAGGCAGCGCGCCUAGCCUUUCUUCGUUGCACUUGUUGCCAUGGCCUACCAGUACCCCGCAGGGGCCAUGCCUCAGCCUGUGACCUACACGUCCGGGGCGCCGUACGGUGCGGACUACUCGGGCUACUCCAUGCCGCAAAGCAUGCCGAUGCCUGCAAUGCCUGCCGCCUUGGACCACGCGAUGGGCAAGUGGUUUGCCCCUGGAGAGGCGCUGCCCCCGGGUUUUGUGGUGACCUCCCACCCUGAGGGCCACACAGCUCCCCAGCAGAAUCACUCCAUGUCGGACAAGGCCCGUGAGAGCUUCGUGAUCAGUGCCGGUGAUGCGGCAGCAGCGGUUGGCUCCAGCAUGGCCAGGGCAGGAGCGUCCGCUUCGUCCUCUCUCAAGAAGUCCAAGAAGAGCAAGAAGAAGAAGAGCUCCGGCUGCUGCUGAGCCGAGCAGGCAGGCUUAGGCGGAUAUCGUUGAAAUUACAAGCUCUGAGAUCUGGCGGAGGCGUCAGCUCUCAGAGUCCAAGGUCAACAUGGACCAUCCUUUGGGAAUCAUUUCUGCUAAUGCCAAAUGGAGCAUCACGGCGAUGGCUGAGAAUGCGAUGCGAGAAAAAGGAAGAAGGAAAAAACAACAAUGACCGCGUUUGAGCAUCCCUGGUCCAUAUGCGGAAUGUGCCGUGGCACGGUUUGCAUUGACUACUGUGAAAAGACACCUUGUUUCUCACUUGGCCUAGUUUUACUACUCCUGGACGGCGCAAAUGGCUUAUAUAGCUGGUAUACUGGCGGGUACAAUAUUCAGAU